GGAACAUGGAGGCCCAUGGGAGGGCUGGAAGGACCUCUGGAGAACUGCUUCAGGAUGAAGAUGGUCGGUGCGCUGCUGGUUACGCUCUGGCUGUGCAUGGUCACCCUUGGCAGUGGCUCGGAACGCUGCGAUGACUGGGGUGUGGACACCAUGAAGCAGAUCCAGAUUUAUGAUGGGGAACCUGCCAAGAUCAAAUGCCCACUUUUCGAGACCUUCUUAAAGUACAACUACAGCACAGCCCAUUCUGCUGGCUUGACCCUGAUCUGGUACAGGAUCGGGCAGGACCGGGAUCUGGAGGAGCCCAUUAAUUUUCGUCUCCCAGACAGUCACAUCAGUAAGGAGAAAGACACCCUUUGGUUUUGGCCUGCUCUUCUCAAUGACACUGGGAAUUAUACGUGCAUGCUCAGAAAUACAACCUACUGCAGCAAAGUUGCAUUUCCCCUGGAGGUUGUUCCGAAAGACCAACACUCUUGUGUAAGCCAUUCAAUAAAACCCACUGAGGAGAUGUUCUACUUGGAGCAUUACCAUGAGAAGAUCGUAUGUCCAGAUAUUGAUGGGUUUUACCCUGCUAGUGUAACACCAACUGUCAAGUGGUACUUGAACUGCAACUUGGUGGAUGGCUUCUAUGAGCGACACCCCCAAGGGUCCAGGCUUGUCAUUGGCAUUGUCCGUAGCGCGUACAAAGGGAAUUACACUUGUAUAGUGACAUUCAAGGACCACGGAAGAACCUAUAAUCUCACCAGAACCAUAAAGAUGAAGGUGGUGGGAUCUCCGAACAAGGCCUUGCCACCACAAUUCACCUCUCCAAACGAGAAAGUUGUCUACGAAGUGGAAGCAGGAGAUGACCUUGUUCUGUCCUGUGAAGUCUUCUUCACUUUCCUGAAGGACUCCCGGACUGAGGUGUGGUGGACCAUAGAUGGGAAAAACACAGAUGACAUCACAGACCCCAAGAUAAAAGUCACACAAAGUGAAAUUACUAGAGAUUUUGAAGACAAAACUAUCAUAAGGACUCUAACAGUUGCAAAAGCCACACCAGAGGACUUGAAACGGAAUUAUACUUGCUAUGCCAGAAACGCCAAAGGCAAGGACCAUCGCCAGGCCAUAGUGCGCAUGAAAGUUGUAGCACCGAAGUACACCGUGGAGCUGGCCUGUGGACUGGGGGCAACCAUCCUGCUCAUUGUGGUGCUGGUAGUCAUCUAUCACGUUUAUUGGUUUGAAAUGGUCCUCUUCUAUCGGGCUCAUUUUGGAACAGAUGAAACCAUUCUAGACGGGAAGGAGUAUGACGUGUACGUGUCCUACGCGCGCAACGCGGAGGAGGAGGAAUUUGUGCUGCUGACGCUGCGGGGAGUCUUGGAGAAUGAGUUUGGGUACAAGCUGUGUAUCUUUGACAGAGACAGCCUUCCUGGAGGAAUUGUCACAGACGAAACCCUCAGCUUCAUCCAGAAAAGCCGACGUCUGGUUGUUGUCCUGAGCCCCAACUACGUCUUGCAGGGGACACAAGCCCUGCUGGAGCUCAAGGCUGGUCUAGAGAAUAUGGCCUCCAAGGGCAACAUCAAAGUCAUUCUAGUGCAGUACAAAGCCAUCAAGAAGAGCAAAGUGAAGGAGCUGAAGCAGGCCAAGGCGGCCUUGACUCUCAUUAAAUGGAAAGGAGAGAAAUCCAAGUUCCCAAAGGGCAGGUUCUGGAAGCAGCUGCAGGUGGAAAUGCCAGUGAAAAAAAUUAGCAGGAGUUUGAGCCUUGAAGGGCUCAUGCGUAUCCCUGAAAAGUGUUUGACACCAUCGGAAAACAAAACAAAACAAACCCCCAAAAUCCACAAGUUAGGCCAGGGAGUGGGAAGGAACUCAGGGUUUUUGCCAUGAAGGACUGUGUCCCAAGCAUUUUAGAGGACAGUCAUGUCUCCCUGUAGCUUUUCUACUGCCCUGGCAGUAGAGAGACCAAAGAUGCAUACACCUCCUCUCUGCAAAUGCAUGUCCUUGUCAUCAACCACACAAUCCCUGGGCUCAGCAUCUAAAUUUGGGCUAUCCAGGUGUGAUGCAGCCAACACCUUGUGAUAGCAUGGUAUUUGCGUAGGCCAGUACUCCUAGCUCCAGUUCCUAUGGGACUUUUGUUAGCAUCUAGGACAGAGCUCCUUUCCUCUCCUAAGCAGCUUCACUCCUUCCUGGUCGUUGGUCCUUGUUGCAGAGGCUGGGGAACAGCUUGAAAGGUGGCUCCAGUAUAGAGCCUUUCAUGCGUGUCCCAGCUAUAUUGUGCUGAUCAUUGUGGGGGGAGCAUAAACUCUUGAGGCUCCUCAUCUUUGCUCCCCAUGUUUCUGUAGGAGCAGGGGCAUUCAGACAGUUUGGCAAUGUGAAAUGGCUGUUACGAAAACAUUUUAAAAAAAGCUCCGCUAGGUGGUAUUUGUAUUGUAGCAUUUCUACUAAUAAGUGGUCAGUCUGUGGGACUCUGCUGUCUCUUGAGUACCCCAGAUCCUUCAGGGCUGUAAUGCUUGUAAUCCACGGGAAACCUCUCAUUAGUACAGGCCAUGGAGCAUGUCUGAGAGAUGCCUUUUUGUAAACUCGGGGACUUCACAAGCACUGCAAGGAACGCCAAUUUACUACUGAACCCGCCUACUGUCUCUGUGCUGCUGGCUGGGGGAAAGCAUCACGCAAGGUGCUGCUGAGGCCUCUGGGAUGACACUGGAUAUAUAUCCAACUCCCCAGGAGACCCUACAAACUUAUUUGAACUUAUUAAAAACCACUAGCUCUGUCCAGCUGGGUAAGACUAUGACGAAAAGCUGAGAAAGUUGGGGUUGUUCAGCCUGGAGAAGAGAAGGCUCUGAGAAGACCUUAUUGUGGCCCUUCAAUACUUAAAGGGGGCUUAUAAGAAAGAUGGGGACAGACUUUUUAGUAGGGCUUAUUGUGAUAGGACAAGGGAUAAUGGUUUUAAACUAAAAGAGGGUAGAUUCAGACUAGAUUUAAGGAAGAAAUUUUUUAUGACGAGGGUGGUGAAACACUGGAACAGGUUGCCCAGAGAGGUGGUAGAUGCCCCAUCCCUGGACAUAUUCAAGGUCAGGUUGGACGGGACUCUGAGCAACCUGAUCUAGUUGAAGAUGUCCCUGCUCAUUGCAGGGGGUUGGACUAGAUGACCUUUAAAGGUCCCUUUCAACCCAAACUAUUCUAUGAAGACUCAGUGUUCUCUGCCUGGCUAUGAACAACAUCACCAUUCAUAAUUCAGGGCUCAGGUUUAAAGUAGCCUUGGUGUUACAAAGCAAGUCUCCACCCAUCUUGUUUCCAGCCCAGAGCUGCAGAACAGAGGAUGUAUCUCAGCUUCUGCAAGCUUUGCACAAAUGGAAAUAUAAAAAACCAUUGAGUACCAGUCCUUGCUUCAGUGGGAGGCAGCAGGCAUAGGAGAGGACCUGGUGAGUUAACCCCCAGCAGACAGGCUUUUCAGACCAAGGAGGGGAGUGUCCCUUCCCUUGUAGGACAGACCAAAGCACAGUGGGACUCUGGCAUUGACUGGUACUGUUGUUCACAACGUUUUCACAUGAAACUACAAGCUCUGGGGGUGUCUCCAUACUCCUGUAGCUUCCAAUGCAAGGGCCUGCCCACUUAAUUGUGGAAUUCAGUAUUACGCACACUAAGUGCAUGCUUAUUUUUUUGUUGAUAAUGGUUGCUCCUGAGUCACCUCUGACUCAUGCUUUUGCUCUGUUGGUGUCCAGCAGGUGAAGCAUAUCUAUUCCUAAUGGCAUUAAAAAAGCACUACAAUUUGGAGUCUAUGCACUAUUCAUCCAGCUGAGCAGGGAGGUUUGAGGGCCUCCCAGUAAACAGCCCAGUCUUAAAGGUGUGGGGCUGAAUCCUGGCAUCAGUGAAGCCCCUUGCUCUUAGCAUCAUAUGAUUAAUGAUGUUAUUCCAGGGCAGCGGGGAGCCACAGCCACCCAUACUGUUGGGCAGGUACUGUACAAAUGUGGAACAAAUAGAGCUUCUUUCUCACCGUCCUCUUCACCCCCCCUGCCCCAAGUAAGCUUUGCUUUAAGCAGGUAAAAUUGCAGUCAGCUUCACUGAGGGCAGUGGAGCUCCUCAUCUGCUCAGAGGUGCUUAACAGCUUUGCUGUUACAAGCUUUUCUACCGUGGCUGUCAGUGGAGGGACAGAGCUGCUUCUUCCCACACUCCGGAAAGCUUCAUUUAUAUGAAAUAGCACCCAAAACCAUGCUCAGCUUUGUGAAGCCAUUGCAACCACAUCAUUUUGCCCAGCUUCACCUUUUUGUUUGUGUUUUCAGCAUCUCUGUAAUCAGCUGCCAGAUCUGCAGGCAGAGGAAAGGCCCCGAGGCCAAAUCAGAACUGUGUUAGAUUCCAAUUUGAUUUUUAAAAAAUAGUCUCAAAAAUACACAUAAAUUCAAUUAACAACCCAGACCUCACCACAUCACAUCUCACUUUUGGCUGAGGUACCAAGAGAACUUCUGCUGAUGUUUUAGUAAGACUGAUUAUUUUAGGAAGUUAAAUUCACCUCAUUUAUCUUGCUGAUUUUAUUCAAAGAGUUUUCCAAAUAAAUAAUAGACCAGGACUUUCUCUGGCAUACAUCGCAGCAGCCCUUGGUGCCAUUGCAACCUCAGAACAGGAUUACUGAGAGACAUCAGCAGAGCACCCCCAAGGCAAAAGAUGCGAUGGUCUGAAAGGGGCCCGAGAAGUCCAGAGGGAGCAGUGUGGAAGGAAUAGCACUGGACCAGCUCCCCUUCCGUGGGAGCUUUACCACUGGCAUUGCUGGGAGCUGUCAGGUGAGGGGCAAAGCCCAGUCCCAGCCGUAAUGCAGAUCUGCAAAGCACCUCACAUACGCCUGCCAUUUCAUCCUAUGCCACGUGUGGUUUCCAUUGUGGGAUUCUGUCACAGCAUCUGUCUAGUUCAGUUGAUUCAUUUGAGUUUCUGUGCUCUAACCUAAUGUUUAUCAAUAUGCAGCUCAUACAAAGUUCCUCGUUGUUAUUUCAUGGGGAAAUAGCGUGGCACAAAUUGGAAAAAAUAUCUUCCCUCCCCCAUGCCAUUUGAUGUUGUACAGCUGUUCCAGAGUUUUCCCUUCUCUUUUCUGUAUGUUUUUGCCUUUAUGUUAUUUGGUCUGUGAAGUGUCAGUAUUUUAUUUUGCUUUUCAAUAAAACAUUUUCACUUUUGCAUUUCA
Aquila chrysaetos chrysaetos is the source of this 5137-nucleotide messenger RNA. It is a transcript of the gene IL1RAP, whose product is annotated as interleukin 1 receptor accessory protein. Gene Ontology annotation, biological process: signal transduction. The record is from RefSeq and is a predicted model, not a curated record. The transcript has 11 exons. Gene Ontology annotation, molecular function: interleukin-1 receptor activity. NCBI's taxonomy places the organism in Eukaryota, Metazoa, Chordata, Aves, Accipitriformes, Accipitridae. Bases 16 to 1857 code for a protein of 613 amino acids.